CUAAUUUGGCCAUAUGUAUUUUUUUAUUUUCCUCUAAAUCAAUACGCCUUUACUAUCUUGGUCAAUCUUGGAGGCUCCGCGAAUAAAAAAAGCUAAUCUGACAAAAGAAAGUAGGCAAUUGUCCAAAAAAAGCACCAAGUAACAACAAAUUUGCCACUUGAAAUAUUUUUUCACACCCCUUUUCUGCUUCCUAGUUUGCACGGCAUCAAUUUCUGGAUCAGAUCUGCCGGUAUCGAUGGACAGUACACCUGGAGAAGCAAAUUCAGAGGCCGAUUUGAACAAAACAGAGUUGGAGGAGGAGGAGAAGGUGAAAUACAAAGGAGUACGGAAGCGCAAGUCAGGAAAGUUCGCGGCGGAGAUCGGAGAUCCGAAAAAACGCGGUAACGUUUGGCUGGGGACCUUUCUUUCUCCAAUUGAAGCUGCAAAAGCUUAUGAUAAAGCUGCUUUUAAAAUGCGUGGGCCCAAAGCCAACCUUAAUUUUCCACUUGACUUUGGGAUUUCACCGGAGGACUCAACUAAAACUGAGACUGCCACCGUCGGCCGGAAAAGAACCAAAGAUGUUAGCCAGGCGGAGCCGGAGGCAAAAGAUAACGGAGACGAUAAUUGUCCCGUCAAGUUACAUGACGGUUCAGGACCAUCAUCCCCCGGUGGUGGCUCGAUGUCUCCGCAGUCGCCCUCUCCUAUCCGCCAGUCAGCGCCGAUCGUGUUAAGUACUGACGAUGGUAAGAGAGAUUAUUUCAAGUGGACGGAUGAGUAUCUGGUGGCCAUGUGUGAUAUCUUAAACAAGCACCUUACCAUCAACGGCAGAAAUUCUCCGUUUAAAUGGGCUGAUCUUCAGCUGGAGUUUGAAAAAGUUAGUCACCAUAAGUUUAAGAGUUUUACAGCUUUAAGAAGCAAGUAUGAUGCAAUGCGAGCAAGGUAUAAUCUUUGGAAGUCGUUGAAGAAUGGUGAAACCGGUCUGCGUUGGAAUGAAAGUACAGGGAAGCUGGAUUGCUCGGAUGAUUGGUGGGAAAAGAAAAUUAAGGAAAAUCCGGAAUUUAAAUUAGUUCGGAAAAAACAACCGUCUAGAGAGUUGCAGGAGGCAUGGGAUCAGUUAUUUGAGGAGGCAGCUGCCGAUGGAGUAGAUUAUGUGGCACCAAUUGUAGACCUGAACCAGGCACAUCAUGUCGAUAGUGUGGCACCCUCUGUAGACCCAAAUAAGUUGAAUCAGGUACAUCAUAUGACUCUUGAGGAUGAUGACGAGGAGGAUCGCGUAGUUGAUUCUUCAGAACACGCCCUAAAGUCUUCUCAAUUUGGAAACAUGGAAACUGAAGAGGCCACCUCCUUUUCAAAUUUUGCAAACGCGGUGAGACGAGAAGAGGGUGUAGCACCAAACCAAGGUGACGGAUGUACACCGUCUCAAAAGAUUGUCAAGACGAGUACUAAACCUAAACCUACUCCAAUAAAGUGUAAAACGACAGAGUCAGAGAGAGCUACAAUGUUUAAGGAGUAUAUGACCCGACAAAAUGCUACUCAACAGCGUGCUUUGAAAAUACUGAAGACUUGUGAAGUUAGUGAUUUUAGUAUUAGCUCGUCGAUAGGAGUGAUUAACCGUAUGGUUGAAGACGGAUUAAUGACAUCAUGUAGUGAGUUGUGGUGCUUUGCAGUGAAUUUGUUUGAAGAUGAUGUGAAAAGAGAAUUGUUUAUGAGUCUGCCGAAUGAUGUUGGUAGGCUGGCUUGGCUGCAGUAUAAGCAUAAUCUAGCCAACUAAACUAAAGUUUCUUCUUUCUAUGUAGCUGAUAUAACGUUAUGUCUUUAGUAUGGAUACUUAACUUUUUUUUUUCUUCUGAAUUUAAUCUCCUGCUACUUUAACCUUC
Molecule: messenger RNA, 1856 nt
Organism: Helianthus annuus (common sunflower)
Lineage: Eukaryota; Viridiplantae; Streptophyta; Magnoliopsida; Asterales; Asteraceae
Exons: 5
Coding region: 236-1750 (504 amino acids)
Biological process (GO): regulation of DNA-templated transcription; ethylene-activated signaling pathway
Molecular function (GO): DNA-binding transcription factor activity; DNA binding
Source: RefSeq, a predicted model, not a curated record